AUGGCUCACUCGCCGCCGGCCUCCCCAAUACACCUGCCUCAACGGCCCCUGAGCGCCAUCGCCAGACCUCCGCCCAGGUGUCCCAGCAGGAUGAGCAUCAGCAGCAAGCCCGGCAGCGGCAGUCGCGCUUCAGACGACGACAGUCGCACCGCUGUCAAAGUUGCUGUCCGCAUACGCCCGCCCCUCAACCCCUCCGACCCCGGCUACGACCUGAUCCCCCAGCGAUUCCAACGCUCCAUGGUCCAGACCAUGUCCAACACGAGCCUGUCCAUCGAGUCUCCCCAGGGUCGAAAGCUCUUCGUCUUCGACCGCGUUUUCAGCCCCGAUGUCAUGCAGAAUGGUAUCUGGGACUACCUCGCCGACUCUGUCAGUGCCUUCACCCAGGGCUACAAUGUCUCUCUCCUCGCCUAUGGCCAGUCGGGCGCCGGCAAGUCGUAUACCAUGGGCACGUCGGGGCCCAGCGAGCAGCAGGAUGCCGAAAUGAUGGGCGUCAUCCCUCGAGCCGCCGCUGCCCUCUUCGACAAGCUCAACAUGUCUCGCAGCGGAACAAACCCUAACAGAGCAUCAGCUACCUACGUCGAAAUCUAUAACGAGCAGCUGCGCGACCUCCUCGUUCCCGAUACCUCGGUGGCUUACGAGCGUGGUAAUGUCGCGAUACGUGAGGACGCCAAGGGAAACAUUAUCCUCACCGGCCUGCACCAGGUCGACAUCGACUCGGUAGACGACUUGAUGAACGCCCUCAAUUUCGGUUCCACCAUCCGGCAGACUGACGCCACCGCGAUCAACGCCAAGUCAUCUCGCUCCCACGCCGUCUUCUCCCUCAACCUGGUCCAGCGCAGGAGCCAGCUUCAUACGUCAAACAGCGCCGAGAAGCGCUUCUCGCUGCACUUUGUCGACCUGGCGGGCAGCGAGCGGCUCAAAAACACCGGUGCCCAGGGCGAGCGUGCCAAGGAGGGAAUAUCCAUCAACGCCGGCCUGGCCUCGUUGGGCAAGGAUUCUCUCGGAGGCAACGCCAUCACCUACAUGAUUGCCUGUGUCACCCCCGCCGAGUUUCACUUGAGCGAGACGCUCAACACGGUCCAGUAUGCGCAACGGGCCCGCGCAAUCCAGUCCAAGCCACGCAUCCAGCAAGUAGAAGAAGGCGACAAGCAGGCCGUCAUCGAUCGACUGCGAGCCGAGGUCUCCUUUCUCCGCGAACAAAUACGAAGCGCCUCUGUUGGCGGCGGCAGCAGUCCUCGCCGCGUAUCUGGAGCCACGAACGACCGAUCGGACCGACAGAAUGAGCGCGAGGUCGAGCUGCAGAACCAACUCCUUGACGUGCAAGAAAACUAUAAUGCCCUGAGCCAGCGCCACGCCAUGCUCAUCACGGAAAUGGCUAAGGCCAGGGAACACGAGUCGGAAGAGACUGGCGGCAAAUCUGGAGAUUUCCACGGCGACAGUGCCACGGACCGUCUCAACCGCUCCAAUUACUUUGCUCAAGCCGUGGAGCAGGUUGUUCUGGAGUACGAAAAGACGAUUCAGUCUCUGGAGCAAUCCCUGUCCAACACGCGUGCCACGCUUUCAAACACGGAGACGAGUCUACUCGAGAAGGAGACAAAAUGCGCCUAUGUCGAGACCAUCAACAAUCAGCUCCAGUCUCGCCUGCAGAAACUCAUGGACCGCGAGGCAAGCACCGAAAACUACCUUCACGACCUCGAGGCCAAGCUGGACGGGCACACCAGUGGGGAGGAGAAGAACGCGACAAUCAUCAUGGAGCUCCGGAAAGAGAUUGCCCGAGUACGCGAAAGCGAGGCCUCAUGUGAGGACUACAUUUCCACCCUGGAGGAGCGCUUGGCCGAGGCAGACCAGGAUGCAGAGCUCAUGCAACGCGAAAUCGAUCGACUGGAGCAAGUGAUUGAGCGCCAACGAAGCCUGGGGAAGCUCGAUGCGCUUCUUCAUGAGCUUGACCAUGUCGACGGCGCAGGAAAGCCAAAGCUAGGCAGCACAGACGGUUUCUCGCUCGCUACUCGACAGGUCGACCCCCCCCUGCAAGAUCAGUCGCACGGCAGCCACCAGGGUCAAGUGGGUAGCCCGAUUCCCGAGGACGAUGAACGCGGAGGCGAUGGCGCCGAGGCCAAGUCCAGCUUGACCAUUGGGGAGGCCACCGACGGGGAUAGUCUGGCCAACGACAGAGCCGCCCCUGGCGGCCAAGUCGAUGGCGACGAUGCCGCGCAGAGCCCCGCCCAGUCGAGGUUGGUCGCGGACAAGCUGGAGAGCGUUACUCAGGAGCUCAUCGGCCUUCGGGUCGAGCACGAGACGACCAUGAAUGACCUUCAUGAGCUGCAUGCCAAGUACGAGGAGGCGAUGCGGAGCCUUGCAGAUCUUCAGCAGGACGCCGCGGACGAGGCUCGCCACCCUCCCCGCGUUCGAGAUUCGGUCCUUUCGGCCGGCUCCGAAGCCGGGCCGGAUGGACCCCGAUCCUCGGCCUCGCGGUCCCUGUCUUCGGAACUGUCCUCGGCCGUAGAGUCCUCCGCCUCAGCCGAUACGGAUGCGACGUCGGAGGACGACACGGCCACGGCCAAGCCUGCGGUAUCAACCGAAGAUUUGACGCAGCAGCCACAAGACGACGCGCUCAAGGCAGAGCUUCAACGGCUGCGGUCAUUGGCUGGGGAGAAGGAGGCGGCAGAGAAGGAGCUGGCGACCAAGUACGCUCAGCUCGAGUCGCAGCACAACGAGACCCUGGACAUGGUCGAAGAGCUCAAGACGGAGGUAUCCAAGGCCAGGGCCGUUGAGGCAACUUCGCCGAGGCAGUCGACGCCCGUCAUCCGCCGCAAGUCGAGCCAAAACGUCAUGAUCAUCGACCGCGCUCACCGAUCCUUUGCGUCUCUGCGCAACAUUGCGACGGAAAACUUCGAGGGUCAGCCCGAAGUCAUGCAAAACUUUGAGCUGAAUCUCAACGCCGCGAUUCACGAGCUUCACUCGCGCAGCGAACGAAUCCAGGAGCUCGAGGCAAACGUCGCGUCGGCUAAGAAGGAGAUGGAGACUAAGAUGACCAUCAUUUCGGGGCUCACACAGAAGCUAGAGAAGAACGAAAUGCAGCUGCACGAGAUGCGGGAAGCACAUGCCGCUCGAGAAAAGGAGCUUGCCGCGGAGCUGGAGAAGCUGCGCGGUUCUUUGGAGGAAGCUUCGACAAGCAAGAAAAGAGACAAGGCGUCUGCUCGAGCUGACGAGGAAUCCGGGCUGAAAUACGAGGGCAAGAUUGGCAAGCUUCAGUCCGAACUGACAGGCUGGGAGAACAAGCACAGGACGAUUCUCAACUUGAUGCAGGCGACGGAGAUGGAACUCCGCCAUACCGUACAACAGCUCGAGGCGCAGGUUGUGACGUUGAACGCCAAUCUCGUCGAUUCGCAGGCCAGGGCCAGCGUGGACGGCAGCGAGGCGGCGAAGGAAGCCGAACAGAAACAUCGCAACCUGGUCAACUUCCUGCGCACCGAAAUCGACGAGUACAAGGCCGUCAUGAGCAGCAAUGCAACCAAGGUUACCGAGCUCGAAAGCUCCCACGCAACUGCCCGGGGCGAGGUGGAGGAGAUGACGAAGGCUCACAGUGAAGCCGCCAAGGAGGCUUCCCGGUAUCGGGAGCUAGUGGCUGAACUCGAAGCCAAAGUUGCCUCCCAUGGCGAAGCGACAAGAGCUCACCACGAGGCCUUGGAGCAGCUCAAGUCCGGCCACGCCAAGGAACUGGCCGAGCUCCAGUCUCGCGAGCAAAAGGGGUACGAGGAGCAAGUGGAAGUCCUCAUGUCGGAGCACGCCGAAUCUGUCCAUAAACUGGAGUCUGAACUCUCCGGGGCCAGGGAGGAGCUCAUGCAAAUCGCCACAAAGGUUGCUGUCGCUCUGGGACUUGGAGUCAGUGUCGACACGUUGACGGACCAGAUCGAGCUUCUUGUUGCAGCCCAUAAGGCCGACGCUGACGAGCAGCGCAAAGCCGGCGAGGUUCAAGAGCGAGUGGCACGACUGACGCAUGCCAACGAGAGUACUGUGCGCGACCUCGAGACGGCCAAGACGGUUCUGAGCGACAUGCUUGCCGAAGAGGACUCUGGCGCAGCCUCGUCCAUUGCAGAUCAGUUGUCUGCUGUCAAGGGUAGAAUGUCCGACCUUGAGUUCAAGAAUAAGAAGAACAGCCGCCUGGUCGAGGAGCUCGAGGAACAGCUGCAAAACAACUUCGAUGAGGUGCAAAUCACCAACAAUCGCCUGAGCACACUUCAGACGGAACGCAACGUGCAGCUAGAGGAGGUGACGGCAGCGCGUGCAAAACUUCAGGCGGAAUUGGACUCUGUCCGAGACGAGUACAAUUCUCUCCAGGCAAAGUACCACGAGGCCAUUGGGUCUGGAGACGUCAACCGAUCAAACUCCAACUCGACAAUCCGCAAGAGCGCGUCUCACGCCGCUCUGCCCUCGCCGCCGCCAGCCAUCCCUCUACCACCGCUGCCCAGCGCCGCCAGGAGCGGUUCCCCGACCAGCGGCGUCCCCACGUCGCCGACAUCGGGUCGGACUCCCAGCAAGGAGGGCAUCAGCAUUGCUCAAAUCACCGAAGAUCAAGAGGCGCGCAUUCGGACGAUCGAGAAGCAUCUCUACGCAGAACGGCAGCUGACGCAGACGUUGGAAGAAGCCCUGACGGACUUGGAGAGACAGUCGAAAAGAUCCAAGGCCGACUGCGACGCCUGGAAGAAGCGCGCUCACGAGCUCGAGGGCGAAGUCAAGGAGUUGAAGGAGCGACCCAUGGAGGCGCCGCAGGACAACCGCUGGAGCUUGCACGCGGUGGAAGAGGAGCGCAAGAAGCGACAGGCGGCGGAGGCAGCGCGCAAGCAGCUGGAGGAAAGAAUGAAUGCCAUCAACAAGGGGAAGAAGAAGAAAGGCAGUCUCAACUGCUUCUAG
Molecule: messenger RNA, 4911 nt
Organism: Hirsutella rhossiliensis
Lineage: Eukaryota; Fungi; Ascomycota; Sordariomycetes; Hypocreales; Ophiocordycipitaceae
Product: kinesin motor domain-containing protein
Exons: 9
Coding region: 1-4911 (1636 amino acids)
Biological process (GO): microtubule-based movement; mitotic spindle organization
Molecular function (GO): microtubule binding; ATP binding; microtubule motor activity
Source: RefSeq, a predicted model, not a curated record